Molecule: messenger RNA, 1371 nt
Organism: Candida tropicalis MYA-3404
Lineage: Eukaryota; Fungi; Ascomycota; Pichiomycetes; Serinales; Debaryomycetaceae
Product: putative protein kinase
Exons: 1
Coding region: 1-1371 (456 amino acids)
Biological process (GO): protein phosphorylation
Molecular function (GO): protein serine/threonine kinase activity; ATP binding
Source: RefSeq, a predicted model, not a curated record
AUGGCAGAUAUAUUCGAUAUGGAGGAUGAAGUCGCUGGAUUGGCUUCACAGAUCCAAACCAAACUCACAACCCUGACCAAUCCGGAACUAAACUAUAAAAUCGUCGAGGCAAUCGAAGAAGAAGAAGGUGAAGACGAUAAUCAUCUCCAUCCACAAGAUUAUUAUCCCGGCCAACAAUCUGCUAGACCUAUCAAAAUUGCAGACAGACAACGUAGGAGAUCAAGCAUUAUUUCGUCAUAUGAAGUCAACAUUGGAAACUCCUAUGUGUCAUCCUCGUUAAUAAUUAACAAAUCGCCGGUCAACAAAUUUCACACCCCAAAGUUGUCGGACUUUGAACCGAUCAAAGUUUUGGGAAAAGGGUCCUACGGUAAAGUGUUGUUAGUGAGAGAAGUAUCCACGGGCCGAUUGUUUGCCCAGAAACAGUUGAAGAAAGCGUCUUUAAUCAUCAAUGAGGAUACCAACGAGAUUCACGAGAAGAAUUACCAACGAACAUUGAAUGAGAAGCAAAUAUUGGAACUUGUCAACCACCAGAAUAUUGUCAAGUUGUUCUAUGCAUUCCAGGACAAUGACAAGUUAUAUUUGAUUUUGGAGUACCUCGACGGUGGUGAAUUGUUCCAUCAUUUGGCCAUGGAGAAGUUUAUGAGUGAGAAGAAUGCGAGCUACUAUAUUGCCCAGAUGGCGUUGGCCAUCAGGUACUUGCAUGUCAACUUGAAAGUCAUCUACCGAGACUUGAAGCCAGAGAAUUGCAUGCUCAACAGCAAGGGGAAUUUGGUGUUGACUGAUUUUGGGUUGAGUAAAGUGUCGAGUGAUGACGACAAGAAGAACCAUUCAAUGACGGGAACAGCCCAGUAUAUGGCACCUGAGGUGUUGAAGGGUGAACCAUAUGACUAUUCAGUAGACUGGUGGUCGUUGGGGUGUGUGGCAUUCGAUUUGUUAACAGGGUCACCACCAUUCACUGGGAAUAACCACAAGAAAAUCAUGGACAAGAUUGUGCAGAGCAAGAAGACGUUGAAGUUCCCAUUCUACUUGAGUUUGGAUGCCAAAGAUCUCUUGAGGAAAUUGUUACAGGUGAACCCCGACAAGAGAUUCAAUGUUGAUGAUGAUUUUGAAAAGUUCAAGAAACAUAGAUUCUUCCGACAUGUCAAUUGGAACGAGUUGGAGAACUUGGACAAAUCCGAAACCAUUCCACCAAUUUUGCCAAUCAUCACGGACCCUAUAUUGGCAGAGAAUUUUGAUUCUGACUUUACCGAUAUGGCAUUCACACCACAGAAUGGUAGCACUUUGGACAAAGAUAUUUUCAAUAUCACUGGGUUUACAUACACGAAUCCCAAGUUUAUAGACACUCAUUUCUUAGAUCCUAAGAAGAUAUAA